AUGUCCAAUUCUUCAUUGGUUUUACGACAAGAGCAGGUAAUUGGGAAAAGAAAUGGAGGUUAUGAAUCUAUUGGGAGGUUUGAUGGUGAUUCAUCUAGUAAUGAUGUUAGUGAUGAAAUAGGAGAUAAUUUGGGGAAAAGAGAUGAUAGUUUUGAUACUCUUUAUUUUAGACCUAAAAGGGUUUAUCAAUUAGACCAAGAAGCCCCUUCAAGAUCAACUUUAGUCAGAGCUUAUUCUGGUAAUGAGAUGGCUAAUUUUGAUCCAGCUACUGGAGUUAGACUUUAUGAUGAUUUCAAACAUAGGCCAAUCCACCUUAUAAACAGUGGGAAUGGAGAAGGCAAUAAUUCAAGCAACCCUUUGCCAGAUAAUUUUAGAAUUCGUAGACAUACGAUAAAUACACCAGCAGGAAUAAUAAACGAUUCCGAGGACGAUUCAAAGAUUGUAGAUCAAGGUUUGAAUGAUGAAUGUAUUCCCGGUUUGGAUUUCAGGGAUGUAGCUAUAAGAUGGGAAAAUGAUAAUUCUUCUGUGCCAUCCAGAAAUGAAAGUUUGAUAUUUAAAAAUACAAAUAAUAAGAAUGAGUUGCUGGCAGGCUCAAAAAAUAACAGUGGGAUUCUUCAAAGGAAGAAUGAAUCUGGAUUGCAAAUUUCAACUGAGAGACUGGAAGAACAGGAUUAUGAAGUUCCGAUCUCUAGAUUUACGACUUGGAGUACAGAUGAUAAUGUUACUAGUAGUAUACCAAGCCCUAAUGAUUCAAUGAUAUUUACAUCAUCUCAUGCUCAGGUUCAACCAAUUCCUUUGCCAAAUGCAGCCACGAAAAACCAUGUUGAAUUCUCACCCAUUGAAUUAGAUAAAGGGUUGGAAUUUCAAGCUCGUAAAAACAAUAUGAUUAAGAACAAUGAAGAUUUAUCUCAUAGUUCUAAUGAUAGAAUUGAUUCCAAUUUGAGUAAAUAUAGUAGAUCAUUUGCUUCGUUUGCAGCAGGAAGAAGACGUUCAUCCAUACCUGAUUCGUAUGAAUCAGCUUCAUCUUCGUUGUCGUUAAUGCCAAAUAAUACAAUAUCUCUGUUCUCGGAAUUAAAAAUAGCGCCAGAAGAGGUACCAGAGCUAAUUAAGAGGCUACCGAAGGAUUUCUUAACUAUGCCAUAUUCACAAAGGAAAAAAGUUUUAUUAGAUAUUUCACCAGAUAAAAAUUAUAAACUAAUGAUGAUUUUAAUUAAAAAGUUCAUGUUGACAACAUCUAAAAGCAAUGCUUCAAUACACAGAAAUUCUCUCAAAUCUGGCCAUGGUUCGGUCGCUUCGCAAUUCCUUACCUCAUUCUCCCCUUCUCUACAAUCAACCGCUAGUAUUAGUAGUUUCAAACCUGAUGAUAAGGGAAUGAAAAUUUUAGGACAUUCAUUAGGGAAGAUAAUUGGAUUUGGUGCUUGGGGAAUGAUAAGAGAAUGCUAUGACCUACAAUCUGGUGAUUGUAGGGCAAUUAAAAUCGUUAGAUUUAGGAAUAAUGAAAGGGUAAAAAAGCAAGUUAUAAGAGAGGUUAUGGUCUGGAAAGAAUUAAAACAUAAAUGCAUUCUUCCAUUAAUUCAGUGGACUUUAGACAAUGAUUAUGCGAUGUACUGUUUGACAGAAAGAAUUCACGAUGGUACCCUAUAUGAUUUAGUGAUAACAUGGGACGAAUAUGUUAAUACUAAGAUUAAGAUAAAGGAUAGAUGCAAUACCACAAUGAAGCUUGCUUUACAAAUUAUUUCGGGAUUGAAAUACAUGCAUUCAAAAUCGAUAGUACAUGGUGAUAUUAAGCUUGAAAAUUGUCUUCUAGAGAAGUCGACUUCUGAUCCCGAUAGCUGGAAGGUAUAUAUCUGUGAUUUUGGAAUGAGUUGUUACUAUGGAGAAAAAGGUAUAGAAAAAGCAAGUAAUGAUAAAUCAUAUAAAGAAUUCGGAGAAAAUGUUUUCAAAGAUUGUAUACUCGAAAAUUUAAAAUUCACUUCCAAAGAUAGACGAUCAGAUAAACACUCUGGUUCUCUUGAUGAAACUUUAGUUACUGCCCAUAAGCUAGAUAACCAAGAAAGUCCGAAAGCAAAAGGUUUAAACGCUGAAAAAGUCACAACUAGUAGUAAAGUGAAAAAAUCAAAAAAAAUGAAAAGUCAUUUAACUACAGCUGUUAAUCCCAUCCCAAAAUCACAUGCUUCAUCGUUCUCGAGCUCUGAAUUAUCUAAUUCUAGUUCUCCAAUAUUGCAAAGAAUUUCCUCACCAUUAUUCGGCGGUCAAUUGAGCCCAAAGUUUGAAAAACUUGAAAGAAACAAAACGAAUAUUGGAGCUAUAGGUCCAGAUCCACAUUCUCACAUAGGUUCUUUACCAUAUGCUGCCCCUGAAUUGUUGCUACCUUCACCACCUCCAUUAGCACCUCCCGCUGAUAUUUGGGCUUUCGGUGUAAUGAUUUAUACAAUGUUAAUUGGUCGAUUACCAUUUAAGCAUGAGUAUGAACCAAGACUAAGGGCCAUGAUAUCUUCGGGAAAAUUUGACAAGAUACCUUUGAAGCAAAUUUGUAAAACUGGGAACAUUGAUAUAGAGACACCUUAUUGUCCGGAAGGCAUGGAGAAUAUGACCUGCUUUAAGGAGCUCUAUGAAUCUAUUGUGGGUUCCAUGACACUUAACGUCGAUAAACGUUGGACCAUCGAUAUGAUUGAAUCUGCAUUAUCUCAUGAUGUCGGUAAGGACUGA
This is a messenger RNA of Vanderwaltozyma polyspora DSM 70294, 2709 nucleotides long. It is a transcript of the gene NNK1, whose product is annotated as protein kinase NNK1. The coding region runs from base 1 to 2709 and encodes 902 amino acids. The record is from RefSeq and is a predicted model, not a curated record. Gene Ontology annotation, biological process: intracellular signal transduction; protein phosphorylation. The transcript has a single exon. Lineage: Eukaryota; Fungi; Ascomycota; Saccharomycetes; Saccharomycetales; Saccharomycetaceae. Gene Ontology annotation, cellular component: nucleus. Gene Ontology annotation, molecular function: ATP binding; protein serine/threonine kinase activity.